Molecule: messenger RNA, 1818 nt
Organism: Seminavis robusta
Lineage: Eukaryota; Bacillariophyta; Bacillariophyceae; Naviculales; Naviculaceae
Source: the annotation of a GenBank genome assembly
AUGGAGACCAACGCUUUGCUCCAGCGAGCCUUGGAAGUCCUGCGGACCAUCCCAGAAUGGGGAGUUGUGCAGUUUGAAAGAGGAGAUGCUCUGAUUUCCGUUGGGAUGGAUGAGGCGACAGCUUUGUCUGCCGAAGUGAAAGCAAGAUUUGAUCGAUUGUUGGCUGGUGCCUUCCAGCGAUUUGGCCGUCUUCGACACCUCAAUACCUACGAUGAGAACUGCAAUCGAGCUUUCUACCUUGCUCAGAGAAUCCAGAUUCGCCCUGAUACCUCAAAACCAGCGUCAGUUUCGUAUGCAAUGCUUGUCGCUGGUUUCCAGAAGAAAGAGACAGGACCCGGGAAAGCCUACGUUCGGGUGUCUCGAAGACUGAAGGCAGCACCACCUCUCCCGCCUCCACAGCCACUACAACCUGCCAAUAACCCACCUCGUCCUCGGAUGGGCCCGCCUCGCCCCGUCGCUGAAAUCAACGUUCACACCGGAAUUGGUGGCAGAAACCAAGCUGUUGUUUCUCCUUUGUCAGCCGGCGGUGACUCUCUCGCGGAUGGUCCGCCUACCUUCAUGAUUAACGCCAAAGAAAUUGAAAUUUUCAAUACGCCUCCUCUCUUUGGAAGCCCUGAAUUCCAUAUCUUUGGAGAUGAGAAUUUGAUUGACUCCUCUACAAAUAUCUCUUGGAGAGAGAUCAGAAAGAAUAGACAGGCAUCAAUCAAGAGCGAUAUCUCUCAUCUAACAACAACAAAGGAUCCUCGCCGUACUACCCAAGCAGCUCAAGUUGAGAGGCAGACGCAACGUGAGCUUGACAACAUUCGGAAGUCGAUGUAUAAAGCUGCGACUGUUAUCUUCCAUUCCGUCCAGAAGAAUGAGAAUACGCUUGCAAUCUUCAAAACUCCUGACGCAGUUGCAAGAUCAAUGAACAAUAUCACCGGUAUUGAUUGCGUUUCUGGCAGAGAGAUUGCCACAGCCGUUCGCGUUGGCAAUGUUGGAAAAUCACCGCCUCGUCUUGGACGCAAAGGUGAAGUUCCAGUGGUGAUCUUUGAAGCUUUUUGCUCACUUGUUUUCACAGCAUGUGCCAUAGAACAAGCAAACUGCAAGGAGAGAUUAACACGAGAGAAGCUCAAGAGCACUGUUGGUGAAAUACUGAACUCAAAGCGUGCAGCCGAUGGCUUGGAGCCCAUGAACGAUUCCAAGUUUUAUGCCAGAAUUGAAAAUGCGAUUUGUCAUCUCCAAGACUUGAAUAAAGCUGACAACAGAGAGUCGCUUCGAGUCCUCUGGCUCACCUACCAGUCGCAAUCGAUGCAUUACAAGAAUUGGGAGAAAGAAGCCGUCCGUCUUGGUUUUGCUCGUCCUCUCAAUGAAGAUGAGAAUCCUGAUGAUGUUGGGCACAUUGUCUGGAAGGACGACCGACUUUCUCGUGUCUUACAGUUUGAUGAAAUGAAUAUUGCUCUUGACGGAGCCGAUUCGACAAUUGGAGGGAGGGCAUCGCGAAUACCAACAGCCACCACGAUAGGACUUGCCGAUUCUGGAACUGCCAAUGAAAAGUCUGGAACGAAGAUGACGAUUAUGUUUGGAAUCAACUUCGCCGGCGAGGUGUUGCCACCUCUGUUGCUCUUUCCUACCAAGGCCCAGAAUCCCUCGAAUUACAAGCUCAAGGUCGACAUGGCAAAGUGUUUGCCACAGUUGGAAGCAACAUUGACUCUGGGCCUGGCCGGAUGCAUCCUCCAAUGCUGCGACUACUGCGAUCCCGAGGAGCGCACUUGUACCCAGGGUUGCCAAAUGGGACAGAGGUCGGCCAAGAGUGUGAUCAAGUGUUUGGUUUCCUGA